This is a messenger RNA of Drosophila hydei, 724 nucleotides long. RefSeq names its product lipopolysaccharide-induced tumor necrosis factor-alpha factor homolog. The coding region runs from base 252 to 485 and encodes 77 amino acids. The transcript is spliced from 3 exons. The record is from RefSeq and is a predicted model, not a curated record. Gene Ontology annotation, molecular function: zinc ion binding. NCBI's taxonomy places the organism in Eukaryota, Metazoa, Arthropoda, Insecta, Diptera, Drosophilidae.
AAUUUAAUUAAUUAAUAUUUGCAAACACAAAUAGGUAACAUCUAUUGAAUAUUUCUAUUUAUAGAAAUAUUAUUUAAUUUAAGCAUAGUUUCUUAUUGUACGUUUGCUUCUUUUGUUGCUGCGCCUGCAAAUGUGUGCGGCACCACGGUGCAGUGCGGGUCGGUUAACAUGACAACAAACGGUUAUCUGCGUGGCGUACUUCAAAACGAUUUCGCUGCCACAACGCGCUACAAGUUCGCAACACUAGCAACAUGUCCACGCCUGUCGGACCGGAGCCCAGCAAUGUCAUUUGCCCCAACUGCCAUCAACAGGUGACAACGCGCACCGUGGCCAAGGCCACGACCAAAACCCACUUGCUGGCCCUCAUACUGUGCGUGCUCUGCUGCUGGCCGUGCGCCUGCUGCUUGUACUGCACGGAUUGUGCGCGCAGCAUGGAUCACUUCUGUCCGUCGUGCAACAAUUUUGUCGGCAGCUACGAGCGUUGAGACGACUUCAGAGACAAAUAUAUAAAUGUAGCCAGACACACACACACACACUCACACAGGUGCACAGGUGCACAGCUGCAUUGCCUUAAUGCAAGCGAAAUGCUUUUCCUUUAUUCGCCUUAUUUCCUAGCUAAAAAAGUAACUGUUUAUACAGUCAAGCCACGCUUUAUUGAACAUUUAUGAAUAUAUUAACUGUUUACUAUUUACUAUACCAAAUAUACCUCUUAGCUUAAAUGUUA